AUGGGGAGCUUUGAGGAAAGUCAGAAGCACCAGAGCGUCUCCCACGGAGAAGCGGCCAUCAUCCGCGCCCCACGCAUCGCCAGCUUCCCACGGCCGCAGGUGACUUGGUUCCGGGACGGCCGCAAGAUCCCGCCCAGCAGCCGCAUAGCCAUCACCCUGGAGAACGCCCUUGUCAUCCUGUCAACGGUGGCUCCCGACGCAGGCCGCUACUACGCGCAAGCUGUUAAUGACAAGAAUGGGGAUAACAAGACCAGCCAGCCCAUCGCGCUCGCCGUGGAGAAUGUCGGGAGCCCCGCAGACCCCAUCGCUCCAACCAUCAUCAUUCCUCCCAAGAACACCAGCGUGGUGACCGGGACCUCGGAGGUGACCAUGGAGUGCGUGGCCAAUGCCAGGCCCCUGAUCAAGCUGCACAUCACUUGGAAGAAGGAUGGGGUGCUGCUGUCCAGCGGCAUCAGCGACUACAACCGCCGGCUCACCAUCCCCAACCCCACGGGCAGCGACGCCGGUUACUACGAGUGUGAGGCCAUCCUUCGCGGCAGCAGUGCCGCCUCUGUCGUCCGUGGCGCCUACCUGUCUGUGCUGGAACCGCCUCAGUUUGUCAAGGAGCCAGAGAGACACAUCACAGCAGAGAUGGAGAAAGUGGUGGACGUCCCCUGUCGGGCCAAAGGUGUGCCGCCACCCUCCAUCACCUGGUACAAGGACUCGGCCGUGGUGGAGGUGGGGAGGCUAAGCCGCUUCCGGCAGCGAGGCGACGGGGGCCUGCAGAUCAGCGGGCUAGUGCCCGACGACACCGGCAUGUUCCAGUGCUUCGCCCGCAACGCGGCCGGCGAGGUGCAGACCUCCACCUACCUGGCCGUCACCAGCAUCGCCCCCAACAUCACCAGGGGCCCCCUGGACAGCACGGUGAUUGACGGCAUGUCAGUGGUGCUGGCUUGUGAGACUUCGGGGGCGCCCCGGCCGGCCAUCACUUGGCAGAAAGGGGAGCGCAUCCUGGCCAGCGGCUCAGUCCAGCUGCCUCGCUUCACGCUCCUGGAAUCCGGCAGCCUGCUCGUCAGCCCCACGCACACCUCCGACGCCGGCACCUACACCUGCUUGGCCACCAACUCUCGGGGGGCCGACGAAGCCUCGGCCGACCUGGUUGUGUGGGCCCGGACCCGCAUCACCAAGCCCCCCCAGGACCAGAGCGUCAUCAAGGGAACCCAGGCCUCCAUGAUGUGUGGAGUGACCCAUGACCCCCGAGUGACUGUCAGGUACGUCUGGGAGAAGGAUGGGGCCACACUGAGCAUGGAGGGCAACCCCCGCAUCCGUCUAGACAGAAACGGCUCCCUGCACAUCUCGCAGACGUGGUCCGGGGACAUCGGCACCUACACCUGCCGGGUGCUCUCAGCCGGAGGCAACGACUCUCGCAGUGCCCACCUGCGUGUGAGGCAGCUGCCUCAUGCCCCUGAGCACCCAGUGGCGACUCUCAGCGCCGCGGAGAGAAGGGCCGUCAACCUGACGUGGGCCAAGCCCUUCGACGGCAACAGCCCACUGAUCCGCUACGUCCUGGAGAUGUCGGAGAACAAUGCCCCCUGGACGGUGCUCCUGGCCAGUGUGGACCCCGAGGCCACCUCGGUGAUGGUCAAGGGCUUGGUUCCCGCACGUUCCUACCAGUUCCGUCUUUGUGCCGUCAACGACGUGGGGAGAGGACAGUUCAGCAAAGACACAGAGAGGGUCUCCCUUCCUGAGGAGCCCCCCACGGCCCCUCCACAGAAUGUCAUCGCCAGCGGCCGGACCAACCAGUCCAUCAUGAUCCAGUGGCAGCCACCUCCCGAGAGCCACCAGAAUGGCAUCCUUAAGGGCUACAUCAUCAGGUACUGCCUGGCCGGGCUGCCUGUUGGGUACCAGUUUAAGAACAUCACGGAUGCUGAUGUCAACAACCUGCUGCUGGAGGACCUCAUCAUCUGGACCAACUACGAGAUCGAGGUGGCCGCCUACAACAGCGCCGGACUGGGUGCCUACAGCAGCAAAGUCACCGAGUGGACACUGCAGGGAGUGCCCACGGUCCCUCCGGGCAACGUGCAUGCAGAAGCCACCAACUCCACGACCAUCCGCUUCACCUGGACUGCCCCCAGCCCCCAGUUCAUCAACGGCAUCAACCAGGGCUACAAGCUGAUGGCCUGGGAGCCAGAGCAGGAAGAGGAGGUUACCAUGGUGACCGCCCGGCCCAACUUUCAAGACAGCAUCCACGUGGGCUUUGUGUCGGGCCUGAAGAAGUUCACUGAGUACUUCACCUCAGUGCUGUGCUUCACCACCCCCGGCGACGGGCCUCGCAGCACCCCGCAGCUGGUGCGCACCCACGAGGACGUGCCAGGGCCCGUGGGACACCUGAGCUUCACUGAAAUCCUGGACACCUCGCUGAAGGUCAGCUGGCAAGAACCAGGGGAGAAGAACGGCAUUCUCACAGGAUAUCGGAUCUCCUGGGAGGAGUAUAACCGGACCAACACCCGCGUGACGCACUACCUGCCCAACGUCACCCUGGAGUACCGCGUCACGGGCCUCACUGCACUCACCACCUACACCAUCGAGGUGGCCGCCAUGACCGCCAAGGGCCAGGGCCAGGUGUCUGCCUCAACCAUCUCCUCCGGGGUGCCUCCAGAACUCCCAGGAGCCCCCACCAACCUGGGCAUUUCCAACAUUGGCCCCCGCUCCGUGACCUUGCAGUUCAGGCCAGGUUAUGAUGGGAAGACCUCCAUCUCCCGCUGGCUGGUGGAGGCCCAGGUGGGCGUGGUCGGGGAGGGAGAGGAGUGGCUGCUGAUUCACCAGCUCCCCAACGAGCCCGACGCCCGGUCCAUGGAGGUGCCCGACCUGAACCCCUUCACCUACUACAGCUUCCGCAUGCGCCAGGUGAAUAUCGUGGGCACUAGCCCACCCAGCCAGCCUUCCAGAAAGAUCCAGACCCUCCAGGCGCCCCCUGACAUGGCCCCGGCCAACGUGACGCUGCGCACGGCGAGUGAGACCAGCCUGUGGCUCCGCUGGGUGCCUCUCCCAGAGAUGGAAUACAACGGGAACCCUGAGUCGGUGGGCUACAAGAUCAAGUACAGCCGGGCGGACGGCCACGGCAAGACACUGAGCCAUGUGGUCCAAGACCGCGUGGAACGGGAGUACACCAUCGAAGACCUGGAGGAGUGGACGGAGUACCGCGUCCAGGUGCAGGCCUUCAACGCCAUCGGGAGCGGGCCCUGGAGCCAGACGGUGUUGGGCAGGACCCGGGAGUCAGUGCCGUCCUCGGGCCCCACCAACGUGUCUGUGCUGGCCACCACCUCCAGCAGCAUGCUGGUUCGCUGGAGCGAAGUCCCAGAGGCCGACCGCAACGGGCUGGUGCUGGGCUACAAGGUGCUGUAUAAGGAGAAGGACUCAGACUCCCAGCCCCGGUUCUGGCUGGUGGAAGGGAACUCGUCACGCAGCGCCCAGCUCACAGGCCUGGGCAAAUACGUGCUGUACGAGGUGCAGGUGCUAGCCUUCACGCGCAUCGGGGACGGCAGCCCCAGCCAUCCUGCCAUCCUGGAGCGGACGCUGGAUGACAUCCCGGGACCACCCAUGGGCAUCCUGUUCCCGGAGGUGAGGACCACAUCGGUUCGGCUGAUCUGGCAGCCCCCCGCCGCCCCCAACGGCAUCAUUCUUGCCUACCAGAUCACACACAGGCUCAACGCCACCACGGCCAACGCUGCCACGGUGGAGGUGCUCGUGCCCAGCGCCCGCCAGUUCACGGCCACCGGCCUCAAGCCAGAGUCCGUCUACCUGUUCCGCAUCACGGCCCAGACCCGCAAGGGCUGGGGAGAGGCCGCCGAGGCCUUGGUGGUGACCACGGAGAAGAGAGACCGCCCGCAGCCCCCCAGCAAGCCCGUGGUGCAGCAGGAGAACGUGAAGGCACGCAGCGUGCUCCUGUCCUGGGAGCCCGGGAGCGACGGGCUGUCCCCCGUGCGCUACUACACCAUCCAGACCCGCGAGCUGCCCAGCGGCAGGUGGGCCCUGCACUCAGCCUCUGUGAGCCACAACGCCUCCGCCUUCGUUGUGGACAGGCUCAAGCCCUUCACGUCCUACAAGUUCCGAGUGAAGGCCACCAAUGACAUCGGGGACAGUGAGUUCAGCAAGGAGUCGGAACCACUGACCACCCUGCAGGCCGCCCCUGAUGAAGCACCCACAAUUGUCUCGGUGACACCGCACACCACCACCUCCGUGCUGAUCCGAUGGCAGCCACCAUCAGAAGACAAGAUCAACGGCAUCCUCCUGGGCUUCCGGAUCCGGUACCGGGAGCUGCUCUACGAGGGUCUGAGGGGCUUCACACUGCGUGGCAUCAACAACCCGGGGGCCAAGUGGGCAGAGCUCACCUACCUGAACAAGCACCGGCGCUACGAAAUACGCAUGAGUGUGUACAACACUGCGGGCGAGGGGCCCUCCAGCCCCCCACACGAGGUCUUCGUCGGGGAGGCAGUGCCCACGGCAGUGCCCCGCAACGUGGCUGUCCACGGCGCCACGGCCACGCAGCUGGAUGUGACGUGGGACCCACCCCCGCCGGAAAGCCAGAACGGAGACAUCCAGGGCUACAAGAUUUAUUUCUGGGAGGCCCAGCGGCGGAACCUCACGGAGCGGGUGAAGACGCUUUUCCUGGCCGAGAACGGCGUCAAACUCAAGAACCUGACCGGCUACACCACCUACAUGGUCAGCGUGGCGGCCUUCAACGCCGCGGGGGACGGGCCUCGGAGCACGCCGGCCCGGGGCCAGACCCAGCAAGCAGCCCCCAGUGCUCCCAGCUCCGUCAAGUUCAGUGAACUGACCACCACCUCAGUGAACGUGUCCUGGGAGGCUCCGCAGUUCCCCAAUGGUGUCCUGGAGGGCUACCGGCUGGUGUACGAGCCCUGCACCCCCGUGGACGGAGUCAGUAAGAUCGUGACGGUGGAUGUGAAGGGCAGCAGCCCUCUGUGGCUGAAGGUGAAGGACCUGGCGGAGGGGAUGACCUACAGGUUCCGUAUCAGAGCCAAGACCUUCACCUACGGGCCCGAGAUCGAAGCCAACGUCACCACGGGCCCCGGAGAAGGUGCCCCCGGGCCGCCCGGAGUGCCCAUCAUCGUGCGGUACAGCUCGGCCAUUGCCAUCCACUGGUCCAGCGGAGACCCCGGCAAAGGCCCCAUCACCCGCUACGUCAUAGAAGCCAGACCUUCAGACGAGGGGCUCUGGGACAUCCUCAUCAAAGACAUCCCCAAGGAGGUGACGUCCUACACGUUCAGCAUGGACAUCCUCAAGCCAGGCGUGAGCUAUGACUUCCGGGUCAUCGCUGUCAACGACUACGGCUUUGGCACCCCCAGCAGCCCCUCCCAGUCUGUGCCAGCCCAGAAAGCCAACCCCUUCUACGAGGAGUGGUGGUUCUUGGUGGUCAUCGCGCUCGUCGGCCUCAUCUUCAUCCUGCUCCUGGUCUUCGUGCUCAUCAUCCGGGGCCAGAGCAAGAAGUACGCCAAGAAGACAGACUCGGGGACCAAUCCCAAGUCUGGUGCCCUGGGCCAUGGGGAGAUGAUGAGCUUGGACGAAAGCAGUUUUCCUGCCCUAGAACUCAACAACCGGCGGCUGUCAGUCAAGAACUCCUUCUGCCGAAAGAACGGCCUGUAUACCAGAUCUCCUCCUCGGCCCAGCCCGGGCAGCCUCCACUACUCCGACGAGGACGUCACCAAGUACAACGACCUCAUCCCAGCCGAGAGCAGCAGCCUGACCGAGAAGCCCUCGGAAAUCUCUGACUCUCAGGGAAGCGACAGCGAGUACGAGGUCGACCCGAGCCCCCAGAAGGCCCACUCUUUUGUCAACCACUACAUCAGUGACCCCACCUAUUACAACUCGUGGAGGCGGCAGCAGAAGGGGAUCUCGCGGGCCCAGGCCUACAGCUACACGGAGAGCGACCCGGGCGAGCCAGACCCCACCGCCCUGUCCAAUGGCAGCAGCGCCCAGCAGGGCAGCCUCUUUCGGCCCAAGGCCAGUCGGACCCCAACGCCCCAAAACCCCCCGAACCCCCCGAGUCAGCAGAGCACCCUCUACCGUCCCCCCAGCAGCCUCGCCCCUGGCUCCCGGGCUCCUAUAGCAGGAUUUUCAUCAUUUGUUUGAUGUCAUCCUCAUUGUCGGAAGAGGAAAAAGAAAGAAAACACAGCACCAAACUCCCCUUCCGCCCCUCCUCGCACCGCCUGCCAGAAAAGAGAAACACCAAGAAACCAAGUCAACUUUUCACCUCCUGAGUUUAUUUUUCCAGAGAUUCCAGGGCCAGCAAAGCCGGUGUUGAGAAGGAUGGAGAAAAACCACGAGAGGACGUGUGUGGCUUCGAGACUGUGGGGUUUGCUGCUCCUUCGGGGGGCUGAGCAGAGUAGGGGGGCUGGCUGCGGUGGACACGAGUGGG
Molecule: messenger RNA, 6415 nt
Organism: Lagenorhynchus albirostris (white-beaked dolphin)
Lineage: Eukaryota; Metazoa; Chordata; Mammalia; Artiodactyla; Delphinidae
Gene: SDK2
Product: sidekick cell adhesion molecule 2
Exons: 41
Coding region: 1-6129 (2042 amino acids)
Molecular function (GO): protein binding
Source: RefSeq, a predicted model, not a curated record